AUGCGCCAUGAGGGUGUGAAGGGCUUUCCACAUGGAGGCCUAGUUUCUGGCGGCAGGACUAACCAUCGUGCACUGCGCGCGGCGUGGGGGCGGCAGCAACGUGCUCCCUUCUGGCAAGAAAGUCCUGCAUGCUCGUGCCGCCCCGGUGUCACUGAGACACCGGCCGCGGAGGAAGGCACUCGUAUUCCCAAGGUGCUUCAGGUAUUGACUCGCAGGCUGGCUCCUGCAUGCCUACAGGAGUUGGAUACGGUCUGCUUUCUCCCUGGGUCGUGUCAUAUGCAGAUAGGUGUCGAUAUACAGGUAGAGUGUUCCGUUGGCUCCGUCUCUGCGGGACGGGUCCCGGCCAUUGACGGGUGCUCGAGGUGCAAGUGGGACAACCACAUGCCCCCUCAUCGCCAUCAAUGGGCACCAAGGAUAAGGGAUAUGACGGUUCGAGGACAAUGCGCCAGUUCAAACAGCCCAUUCACGGACAUCCAGCGGUUCACUGUUGUCACAUGGAGCCCAAACGCAUAG
Messenger RNA from Aspergillus fumigatus Af293, 513 nucleotides. RefSeq lists its product as uncharacterized. The record is from RefSeq and is a predicted model, not a curated record. The transcript has a single exon. Lineage: Eukaryota; Fungi; Ascomycota; Eurotiomycetes; Eurotiales; Aspergillaceae. Bases 1 to 513 code for a protein of 170 amino acids.